Molecule: messenger RNA, 923 nt
Organism: Seriola dumerili (greater amberjack)
Lineage: Eukaryota; Metazoa; Chordata; Actinopteri; Carangiformes; Carangidae
Gene: hsd17b8
Product: hydroxysteroid 17-beta dehydrogenase 8
Exons: 9
Coding region: 6-779 (257 amino acids)
Molecular function (GO): oxidoreductase activity, acting on the CH-OH group of donors, NAD or NADP as acceptor
Source: RefSeq, a predicted model, not a curated record
GAAACAUGGCGGCGGCUGCUACCAGACUUAUAUCAAGGUUAACAUUGGUGACUGGGGGAGGCAGUGGGAUUGGACGGGCCGUGUGCCAGCGUUUCGCCUCUGAGGGCGCCUCCGUGGUGGUCGCUGACAUCAGUGAGGAGUCGGCCAAUGAGACGCUGGGGAGUCUGCAGGGUGACCUCAGAGGGCAGGGUCACAUGGCAGGUGUGGUGGACGUCUCGUCAAAAGAGAGUAUAACGAAGCUGGUCACAAGUAUACAGACCCGUUACUUCCAGCCUCCCUCAGUGUGUGUGAACGCAGCAGGCAUCACCCGGGACGACUUCCUGCUCAACAUGACGGAAGAAGAGUUUGACAAAGUCAUCCAGGUCAACCUGAAGGGUUCAUUCUUGGUCACGCAGGCCGUCGCUCAGGCUCUGGUGGCCUGCGGAGCACCCAAAGGAUCCAUCGUUACCGUGGGCAGCAUCGUGGGAAAGGUGGGAAACGUGGGACAGGCGAAUUAUGCCGCCUCUAAAGCUGGAGUGGAGGGUUUAACCAGAACCGCUGCCAAAGAGCUCAGCAGGUUCGGGAUCCGGUGCAACUGUGUUCUGCCGGGAUUCAUAUCGACUCCCAUGACGGAUAAAGUGCCAGAGAAGGUUAUUACCAAGAUGAAAUCCUUGGUGCCUAUGGGAAGAAUGGGCGAGCCUGCAGAGGUCGCUGACGUCUGUGCCUUUCUAGCCUCAGAUGACUCUCGAUACAUCACAGGCGCCAGCGUCGAAGUGACAGGUGGACUUUUCAUUGGCUAAAUCAAAUGGCCGUCACGCUGAUGAAGACCAAUGAGAGGCGAGUUUCUAAAGGGGUUCUGCUGUUAGUGGCUCUUUGAUCAUGAACUGUACAGUGUAAAGACACUUUCUGUGCCAAUAAAUACCUCUGUUUGUAAUGUUUCUCUA